Molecule: messenger RNA, 1492 nt
Organism: Contarinia nasturtii (swede midge)
Lineage: Eukaryota; Metazoa; Arthropoda; Insecta; Diptera; Cecidomyiidae
Product: serine protease inhibitor 27A-like
Exons: 8
Coding region: 34-1215 (393 amino acids)
Molecular function (GO): serine-type endopeptidase inhibitor activity
Source: RefSeq, a predicted model, not a curated record
CAUUUUUAUUCUCAUAGUUGAACGUUUGUCGUGAUGAUCAAAAUACUCCUUUCGUUGGUGUUUUUAAUUGUGAUUUCUUGUGGAGUGCAGUUGCAAGAGGAUAAUACAGAUCAUUUUAAAAAUGGACUGAAACGCGAUGAAUUCGAUUGGACAUUGACACAAAAAGUGUUGGCCACCUACAAUCAAAAGAAUGUCGUUGUUUCACCAUUUUUCCUCAUUUUAAUGCUAUCAAUUUUGGCUGAAGCAGCUGGAAAAGACACAAGUAGCUAUCAGGAACUAUCAACAGGUGUACCAAACAUUAGCAAUGCAGAAAAAAUUCGCGAACUAUUGAAAUCUCUAAUGCAAUCGAAUGAAUUAAAAUUCGGAACCAGUUUGUUUGUGGACACUUUCAUUCAGCCGAAUCAAAAAUUUCUGGCUAUCAUCAAAGCUUUGUAUUUUUCGGAUAUCGAAUCGAUCGACUUUUCUAAUCCGCAAAUGGCCUCUAAUACAAUUAAUGCUUGGUGUGCAAGUGCAACAAAUAAUCAGCUUAAUGACAUUGUCACCUCCGAUGACGUGAAAGGUUCGGUGAUUCUUUUGCUGAAUACAUUAUAUGGACGUUGGAGUAUGCCGUUUGUUGAAAGUGAUUCUGACCGCCAGAAUUUUCACCUAAAAUCAGGAGAAAAUCUGUCUGUACAAUUUAUGAGAAAAACUGGCACUUUUUACUAUCACGAAUCAACUGAAUUGGAUACCAAAUUUUUGAGACUCCCAUACGAUGGACAAAAAUUCGCAAUAUAUAUAGCUCUACCAAAUGAUGACGGUUUGGACGAACUCGUCGCCCGAAUCGAUAGAGAUAAUUUUUAUCUCACACAAGUGCUGAUGGAAAAGGUCGAAGUUGCAGUGUCUAUGCCAAAGUUCAAAUUCUUCAAAAACAUUGGAUUAAACGAUAUUUUGAAAUAUCUUGGAAUUCGUCAGAUAUUCACAAAUGGAGCAUCGUUCCCAAUACUUGCACGAGGGCGUAGUGUUCAGGACCGUUUGCAAGUGUCGAAUAUUUUACAAAAAGUCGGAAUUGAAUUCUAUGAGAAAGAAAGCACAACGAAUGCAACUGAAAGUGGAAGCUUGGUCAAUAGUUCUGGUACUGCCAUUCAAUUCAACGUAAAUCGUGAAUUUUUGUUUUUAAUUCAGGAUGAAACAACUGGCAUUCUUAUUUUUGCUGGAAUAGUUACUAAUCCAGAAUGAAUUUUUUUUUUGCCAAAAUAAAAACCUGAAAGAAGAAAAAAAAAAUAUUUGAAUGAUUGUAUGUUUUUGAAGUCCAUAUCACGAAAGGUUAAUUACAGCAGACUUUAUUCGUAGACAACAGAGUUCUCAACGGGCCACAUUUUUGUGAUCCGAGUCCGCCCGUAUCCCGACAAUUGCCUAUUAGAAUCCGAACGUCGACCAAGUUUUACGGACAAUGAAGAUUUUCUUUACAAAAAAAUGUGUCGAUAUUUUGAAUUUGAUGACUAAUAUGGAAAAU